AUGGCGGUCGAGGAGAUGGGCGGCGUCGUGCUGCGCCUCCCGGCGUCGUGGCCCAGACCCCUCGACGUUAUCGAGGCAUUGGAACAGGUCGGAGGCGACUACGAGUUCAUCAUGAGUCUCAUGCAUGACGAGUUCUUCCACAGCGCCAAGGAGAAGACGGCGAGGUGCGCGGACGCCGCGGAGCGCUCGCUCGCCAACCCCGGCGCCCACGAGAAGGAAUCCAUGAAGCUCAUCGCAUUCGAAGCUCACGCCAUGAAGGGCAGUGCGCUCACGCUCUGCGCCAAGGCGGUCGGCGCGCAGUGCGCGCGUCUGGAGCUCGUCGCCAACGGUCGGUGCCCGGAUCCGAGCCCCACCGGCGAGGACGACCCGCACCGGUUGGUCCAGGACAUCGGCGCCAAGCUCGACCAGCUCUUUGCUCACGUCGCCGAGAUUGAACGCGUCGACUCGUUCCCGUUGGCCGAAGCCGCGGAGAAAUUCUCGGACGCCAAGGAGCUCGCGCCGCGCGUCGCGAACCUCGCCGUGGACGCGUGCGUCGCGUUCCAGGCGGCGCUGGCCGGCGACGCCGACGCAUCCGAUCUCUGCGCGGACGCCGCCAAAAAAGCGGACGCCCUCGGCGCCGUUCGAUUAUCGUCGGCGGCGACGGAGACUUCGGCUAUCCUGCGCGCCAGCGGCGGGCCGCUCGUUCCCGCGGAGGACGUUCAGGUGGCGGAGUUGCUCGGCGAGUACCAGUUCGCGGUCGAGUCGUUCGCGUGGGACGCGUGGCAGGUGCUCGGCGCGUCCCUGCCGGACGUCGAGGCGCGUCUCCGGAGGUCCUCCGGCGAUCCGGAACGUCCGAGAGCGCUGGACCGCGUCGAGUACGCGAUGGUUCGACCAAGCUCCGAGGCGCUCGAGCGCGAACGAGUCGCGGUGAUCGCCAAGAAGCUCGCCGCGCGGGCGGCCACCGGUGCCCAUCAUCGCGGUGGGGACGGCGGCGGCGGGGACAGGGACAGGGACAGGCGGUCGUCGAUGGAGAUGUCGCACUCGGCGGGGGCGUUUGGCGUCGCGCGAAGCGGCAACCCGUGCGAUUUCAUCCGCUUAGUUCGGAACCUCGGCGAAGAUAACCAGUUCGCGUUCGGCAUGCUCCGAGGGUUCGUCGACGAGGUGGACGCGUUCUGCCGUGCGAUCAAGUCGAGAGACGACGGCGGGGACGAUUUCGUGUGUUUGUUGCCCGACGAGCGCGCCUCCGCGGGGCGACUCGCGGAGACGGCGGAUUUUUUAUCGUCGCAGAACCUCGGCGACGCGCUCGCGUCUCUGACGCGUCUGUGCGGUGGGUCCGACGCGAGGACGCGAGGGUGGGGCGGGGACGCGUUGAGGCGGUGCGUCGAGCGCGUGGAGGACGCGGGGUUCGAGCUGAGGAGCUUCUCGGAGGGCCUCGCGAGGGCGCAGAUGGCGACGUCGACCGGAUCUGCGAGUCACACGCCCAGGGAGUCUCGAAGAAGCCGAAUCGUCUCGCGCGUCUCGCGGGACGACGACGAAACGUGCGGAGUGGAAGCGACACACGCGCAGACGGACCGGGCUUCCCCGAAGUCUUCUCUAACCCUGAAGGAGAAGGAGGUCGAGGGCGGUGACUCGCCGGGUGGUGACUCACCGGGUGGUGACUCACCGGGCGGCGACGCGGAUCAGCGCAGGCACUCCGAACCGCACGUCCUCUCGAGCCCGGUUCACCGAACCCCGCGACGGUCGGACGGCGCCGUGGACAGCGCGUGGUUCAACGCCAAGUACGGCGGAGACGUCGGCGAGCGGCUGAGGGAGGCGAGCUGGGUGCUUCAGCAGCGACGGUCGUCGAGGGUUUCCAAGAGCUCCGCGUCAACCGCGAAUUCGCUCAGAUCUUCGCUGGAAAUCGUCAGGGAGAGCGAGGAGACGCGGGGCACCGCCGCGGCGAUCGCCAACCUCGCGCCCAGGGAGCUUCGCGAGGUGCUCUCGCGCCUCAAUGUGCCCGACAAGGCGGCGGAGGGUCUCAUCGUCGACCUGGGCGAGGCGCUGACAAACUCUGACGGCAACUGGGAUUUCGUGUUGGGAUGCGUCACGCGGUACGCUUCGCUCGCGAGGGAACAGUUCGAGGUUCUCAAGAUGCUCCUCAGCCCGCGGCGCUGCGAGUCCAAGCCGCCGGAGCGGGUCAUCACCGAGGCGCUGCUGGCCAGCGCGCGGUCCAUCGCCGAGGGUGCGAGCGUGUGUUGCGCUCCCCCGCUCUUUGCCGCGUUUGAGCGAAUGGAAAACGUCCUUGUCGCGGCGAGGAAGGACGGCGCGAACGAUCGAUGGCACGAACGCGUCGCGCACGCCAUCGCCGCCUCGGAGCACAAGCUCGCCGCGUACGAAACGUGCGUCAGGUCCCUCUUCGACGUCAGGACCUUCUCCCCGCGCGACUUGGUGACAAAGACGUGCCGCGGCGACCUGGCGUCGUCGGUGGACAGGUUGCGUACAUUUCUGAGGGGCGCUUACGGCGCGCACGUGCUCGCGGCGGACGCCUUCGCCGCCGCCGCCGAGGCGCACGCGUCCGCGCGCCCCGAGGAUAAGGCGGACGCGGUGGUCGCGAAGCUCGUGCAGGCGAAGGCGGCGCUGAGCGCGUCGGAGCGGCGCGCGGCGGGCGUCGGCGCGAGGGGUUCCGUUCUCGGCGCCAUUUGGCGAGCCGUCGCGAGGAUCGACCUCGUCGCUCGCGACUUUGGCGCGUCCCACGAGUCCCUCGCGUCCGCGGCGAGGGACGACGCGAGGCACGAGGAGGACUCCACGGCGUGGGCCGCACCUCCCCCGCCUGGUUCGUCUCCGGCGCCCACGUACGGUAAAGUCACGUUCUCGGCGGAUCGGUUCAGGGCCGACGCGGUGGCUGGACUCUUGGACCUCAAAUCCCAGAUCGAGCGAGUGGCGAGGGACCUUCACAAGAUCGCGCCGCGGGAUAUGCCGGGGGAUCCGACCGCCAACCCGGACGCGUACCUGAGGGCGUCGCACGACGACGUCGAACGCGUCGGACGAAGACGGACCGUCGCGUUUAAGAACGCGACGUAUCCGCCCAAGAGGGCCAUGGACGGGGCUUUGGAUACCGCGGAUCCGUUUGAGGAAGGGACGGGUUUCAACGAGUUCGACGCGGGGGUGAAGAGGGUGAGCGCCGCGCUGGUGGACGGGCUGUGGAUCCGCGCGUUCAUCGGGUUCUUCAUCACCUUCGCGACGUUUCGACUGGCGAUGAAGUUUAGCACCAUGGAUUUGGCCCCGGCGUAG
Micromonas commoda is the source of this 3249-nucleotide messenger RNA. RefSeq lists its product with no specific name. Gene Ontology annotation, biological process: phosphorelay signal transduction system. The transcript has 2 exons. NCBI's taxonomy places the organism in Eukaryota, Viridiplantae, Chlorophyta, Mamiellophyceae, Mamiellales, Mamiellaceae. The coding region runs from base 1 to 3249 and encodes 1082 amino acids. The record is from RefSeq and is a predicted model, not a curated record.